Messenger RNA from Emericellopsis atlantica, 1909 nucleotides. RefSeq names its product serine hydroxymethyltransferase. Gene Ontology annotation, molecular function: pyridoxal phosphate binding; cobalt ion binding; serine binding. The transcript has 2 exons. The coding region runs from base 127 to 1584 and encodes 485 amino acids. Gene Ontology annotation, biological process: L-serine catabolic process; folic acid metabolic process; tetrahydrofolate interconversion. Lineage: Eukaryota; Fungi; Ascomycota; Sordariomycetes; Hypocreales; Bionectriaceae. Gene Ontology annotation, cellular component: cytoplasm. The record is from RefSeq and is a predicted model, not a curated record.
CGUCCGAUUUUUUUUCUCUCCCGCCGUUUCUUUAUAACGCAUCCCCUUGACACCUUCUCUCCCGGUCUUCUAUUCAAGGAUCAAUUUUGUCUUCCACAGAUUCAUACUCUUCCCACCACCGUCACAAUGGGUUCCUCUAUCAACGCUGACUAUGCCCUGUCGGCUGCCCACAAGGAGAUGCUCGAGAAGAGCCUCCUCGACUCGGACCCCGAGGUCGCUGAGAUCAUGAAAGAUGAGGUCCAGCGCCAGCGCGAGUCGAUCGUCCUGAUCGCCUCCGAGAACAUCACCUCCCGCGCCGUCUUCGAUGCCCUGGGUUCGCCCAUGUCCAACAAGUACUCCGAGGGUUACCCCGGUGCCCGCUACUACGGUGGCAACCAGCACAUUGACCAGAUCGAGCUGCUUUGCCAGCGUCGUGCCCUGGCUGCCUUCCACCUCGACCCCGAGAAGUGGGGCGUCAACGUUCAGUGCUUGUCCGGCAGCCCUGCCAACCUCCAGGUCUACCAGGCCAUCAUGCCUCCCCACGGCCGCCUAAUGGGUCUUGACCUGCCCCACGGUGGCCACUUGAGCCACGGCUACCAGACCCCCCAGCGCAAGAUCUCGGCUGUCUCGACCUACUUUGAGACCAUGCCCUACCGCGUCAACCUCGACACGGGCAUCAUCGACUACGACCAGCUCGAGAAGAACAUUGUCCUCUACCGCCCCAAGGUCCUCGUCGCCGGUACCUCUGCUUACUGCCGUCUGAUCGACUACGAGCGCAUGCGCAAGAUCGCCGACCUUGUCGGUGCCUACCUCGUCGUCGACAUGGCCCACAUCUCGGGUCUGAUCGCCGCCGAGGUCAUCCCCACUCCCUUCCUCUACGCCGACAUUGUCACCACCACCACCCACAAGUCCCUCCGUGGUCCCCGUGGUGCCAUGAUCUUCUUCCGCAAGGGCGUCCGGUCCGUCGACCCCAAGACCGGCAAGGAGACCCUCUACGACCUCGAGAACCCCAUCAACUUCUCCGUCUUCCCCGGCCACCAGGGUGGACCCCACAACCACACCAUCACUGCCCUGGCUGUUGCGCUCAAGCAGGCUCAGACCCCCGAGUUCCGCCAGUACCAGGAGAAGGUUGUGGCCAACGCUAAGUCGAUCGAGAACAAGUUCAAGGAGCUCGGCCACAAGCUCGUGGCCGACGGCACCGACAGCCACAUGGUCCUCCUCGACCUGCGCCAGCACGCCCUGGACGGUGCCCGUGUCGAGGCCGUCCUCGAGCAGAUCAACAUUGCCUGCAACAAGAACUCCAUCCCCGGUGACAAGUCGGCACUGACCCCCUGCGGUAUCCGCAUCGGUACCCCCGCCAUGACCUCGCGUGGCUUCGGCGAGAAGGACUUUGAGCGCGUCGGCCAGUACAUUGACGAGGCCAUCAAGAUCUGCAAGGAGGUCCAGGGUGCGCUGCCCAAGGAUGCCAACAAGCUCAAGGACUUCAAGGCCAAGGUGGCCGGCGGCGAGGUCGCCCGCAUCAACGAGCUCCGCAAGGAGAUCUCGGCCUGGACCAGCGCCUUCCCCCUCCCCGUUGAGGGCUGGCGUCUGGAUGCCGGCAUCUAAGCGUGAUGUCCGGUGUCGGUAGAGGGAGGCCACUCGAAUUUCAUCAACAGAGUGGUCGUCGUGAUGUGAUGAGGCGCGGAUCCCACCGGGUCCGCCCACGAUAUGUUCAACAAAGCAUGCAUUUUCAACAGGCGUUCCUUUUUGCGGUCAGUCAGUCAGUUUGAGAGGGAGAAACACAAGUACGUGCGAAAUGGGAGUUAUGCCACGGGUGGCAGGAAGCUGAAAAGAACUAUAUCCGUUUCCUUUGUACGAUGAUGGAUAUUUACGAAUCGUCUUAACACGAGAUACAUAUUUGAAAUUGAUACGGCUCAGGCCAUCAAACCUA